GGCGGGCGGGGAGGCGGCGGCGGCGGCUCGGCUCCGGGCGCAGCAUGGGCCGCGCGGCUCUGGGGCGGCUCCAGCUGCUGCUCCAGCUGCUGGCCUGGCUCAGCUUGGGACGCCCGGCCGGCCUCUUUGUCACCGAUUACUUCACCCGGACCCCCCGCAAGCUGAACCCCUUCCGCUCCUUCACCAGCAUCGAGCUCUUCCAUUUCCGCAUCCCAGAGGACACCGUCGUGGCCGUCUGGAACCUCAUCACCUUCAAAGAGCAGGGGGGCACCUUUGGGGACCAGUGCCCAGACCGAAGCAUCACUGUGUACUUCCGCUCUGGGGCGCCCCCCGUCAUCAACCCUCUGGGCACCCACUUCCCCCGGGACACAGCUGUGCCAGGCUCCUUUGCCCUCACGCUCACCUGGACCCUGCCCAACAGGACCACGGGCGUCUUCAACAUCACCAGCCCCCUCCCUGGGGACUGGUUCCUGGCUGCCCACCUGCCCAAAGAGCAGGGCAAGAUCUCCGUCAAGGGCCUUGCUGAGGACUGCCAGUACCUCUUCCAGCCCCAGCUCAUCGUCCAGCGCCUGGUGGGGAUUGGGGUGCUGUACCCCGGCUAUGUGACGGAGCACGUCCUCUCCCCCCACAACCGCUCCCUGCUGUACAAGGUCUUCAUCCCGAGCUACACAUCCCGGGUGCUGGUGCAGCUGAGGAACUGCCACGGCGCCAACCAGAGCGGGGAGGGCUGCCCGCUGUGGCUCAAAGUGCGCGGCAAGGCGCCCCCCCUGCACAACUCCACCGCCGUGGACUGCCGGGGGCGCCCCACCUGCCGCCUGGCCCUGGACCUCCCAUUCUGGCAGAACUGGUACUACAUCCUGGUGGAGAAGUACCUGGGAGUGGCCACCAACGUCAACUUCCAGCUGGUGGUGCAGCUGAAGGACUGCUCUCGGACUGGCCUGGUUCGCGCCCUCUUCCAGCUGCCUGGCUCCAGCCUGAACAUGCCCCACUCCUUUGGCUCCAUGGGGGGGCUGCCCCUGGCGGAGGUCCUGCCCCCCUCUGCGCUCAACAGCACCCAGCGCCCGGCGCCCAGCCCGGGGCCAGCGGCCGGCGAGUGCUGCCGGCCCAUCCGCCCCACCCUGCGCAAUGAGCUAGACACUUUCUCCGUCCACUUCUACAUCUUCUUUGGCCCCAACGUCUCGGUGCCCCCCGACCGGCCGGCCGUCUUUGCCAUCAACCUCCUGCCCAUCCUGGACAGCGGAGGAGCCCUCAACCUGGAGCUCAGGCUGAAUGUGUCCUCUCUGCGAGGGGAGAACGCCACUGUUUUCGCCUGCCUGAAUCACGAGGUCCCGUUGGCGUCCGAAGAGAACUCCUCAGUCACCUGCGAGACAGAGCUGCUGGCGGGGUACCUCCUGUCCAUCAAUGCCACGGCCCCCCUGACCCGCUUGCGGAUCCCGUACCCCCAGACUGGGAGCUGGUACCUGAGUCUGCGCUUGCUCUGUGCCGCCGACCGUGGGCUGGAGCCCUGUGGCAAUGUGACGGCCGAGGUCUACCUGCGCACUUACCUGUCCCCCUGCAUUAACGACUGCGGCCCCUACGGACAGUGCAAGCUCCUGCGCACCAACAACUACCUGUAUGCAGCCUGCGAGUGCAAAGCGGGCUGGAGCGGCUGGGGCUGCACGGACAACACAGCCGCCUUCUCCUACGGCUUCCAGCUCCUCUCCACCCUCCUUCUCUGCCUCAGCAACCUCAUGUUUGUGCCUCCGGUGGUGAUCGCUGUCCGGAGCAACUACAUCCUGGAGGCUGCUGUCUACAUCUUCACCAUGUUCUUCUCCACGUUCUACCACGCCUGUGACCAGCCGGGCAUCGUGGUCUUCUGCAUCAUGGACUACGACGUGCUGCAGUUCUGCGACUUCUUGGGGUCCCUCAUGUCCGUCUGGGUCACCGUCAUUGCCAUGGCCCGCCUCCAGAUGGUCAUUAAGCAGGUGCUGUACCUCCUGGGCGCCAUGCUGCUCUCCAUGGCCUUGCAGCUGGAUCGACACGGGCUCUGGAACCUCCUGGGCCCCAGCCUCUUUGCCUUAGGGAUCAUGGCCGUCGCCUGGACGGCACGUAGCAUCCGCCGGAGGCACUGCUACCCUCCCACGUGGCAGCGCUGGACCUUCUACCUGCUGCCCGGAGCGCUGAUCGCGGCCUCGGCGGUGCUGCUCUACGCCUUUGUGGAGACGGAGGAGAACUACUUCUACAUCCACAGCAUCUGGCACAUGCUCAUCGCCGGCAGCGUGGGCUUCCUGCUGCCCCCCCAGGCCAAACCCGAGUCCCCUGGCCUGGCCGGCCCCCUCCCUCGCCGGAAAGGCUGCGGCUACCAGCUGUGCAUCAACGAGCAGGAGGAGCUGGGCCUGGUGGACCCCGGGGCGGGGGCCUCCGUCACCAGCGUCUGCACCAGCUGAUGGGGGGCCGCUCUGCCCGGGGAGGGGGGCAGGCGGGCAAGCGUCCCUCUCCCGGGGCCCCAUGGCCAGAGACACGCCCACCUGCCUGGACGCUUGCGCCCAGACCCACCUCAGCAGUAACAUUCCAAGGUUCCUCCAUGGGAUGCCCACUUGGCUGCCCGCAGGGCCAUGGCAGGAAAGGAGGCGGAGUUGCGGCUGCAGAACCACCACGAUCCAUGACAAGGAGCUGAGUCGCCCCCUUGUUGGCUCCAGGGUUGCUGGAAAGACCAUCUGAUAUGCCAGCGGUGCCAACGGACCUAUAAUCCUGGAUAGGCCUGGAGCAGGGCAAGAAGGGCACAGAAAGAGAAUUGGGGGGGGGGCAGCUGUGUGCUGAGCAACCCAGCAUCAGGACGCGAGGGGGCAAAGCAGCCCCAAACAGGAGUGGGGCAAGGUUUGCAGCAGCUCCUGAAUGUGCCAGGGCUUGUGGGUGGGACCCACACUGCCCUUUGGGCACUGAUUGCCCCACAAGAAGGAAAGAGCAGCCUGUCUGGGGGUGGCCAAAGGGGUGCCUCCCCAACGGAGCUGGCCCACUCAUGAGGCAGGAGAAGCAGCCUCCUCGGGUGGCAGAAGGACCAGAGGCGGCCCCCUGCCCACACGGCUGCUUCCACCACUGCCAGAAUGGGAGCAGACAAGCAGCAAGGCUUUGCGGAAGGCCCUCCUCCUCCUCACAUCAUGUGGCAGAAGCGGUUGGGUGGGCAGGGCGUGGGGAGCAGAGGGCGGCACGUUCCCUUGAUGCCUCAGGUGGCAAAAUGGGACAGCCCCCCUGCUUCCGACACUCGCUCCCCCUGAGCGCCACUCUGGUGUGGGGCCAGCAGUUUUCUCACAACUGCUUCCCUUUUCAUGGGAGGUCAGCAUCUGCGCACCUGGCUAGGUGGGCAUUGGAAAUGUACCAGUCAGAGCUGGCUCAGUCAGAGGGGCAGGAUGCGACCAUCCAGCUUGCUAAAGACCCUUGCCCGCCUGCUGCCCAGCCACUCCUCCCUGGGCUCACCAGGUGGCACAGGGCAUGAUGGCCUCCUCUCCACCCCAGCCUGGCUGCCUUCAGAAAGACCCAAACUGUGCCCAGGGGAGCCUUUAGGAGGGAGUUCAUUCUUGGUUUUGGCAGGAGAAAGGAGAGAGGGAGGAAAGCCUGGCAGACUGGGGCGGAGGAGGAGGAGGAGGAGGAAGAGGAGCAUUGGAAACAGACCCCCAGGGCUGCCCACACAGCAUUCGCCUCUGGGGGUCUGGAAGGCUUGUGGGGAGCAGAUCUGGGUAGCCAUAGGAGGCUGACUCAAACAGGAGUGUUCCCUGUCCCCCGUCCCCCGCUUGCCUUCUGCUGGGCACUCCUCUUUGCCAAGCGUGUCACAAAGCCUUCCACCUUCCCUCUCCAAGGUGCCUUUGGCUACACAGUGAGCUACGCACAUGCAACACUCUCACUCACACAUCCUGCCUAUGCCUUGGAAAGUGCCUGGCUGGUGGGAAUGCAGAAGACCCCCCGCCAUGUCCCUCUAGGCCAGCGGUUCUCAACCUAUGGGUCCCCAGAUGUUGUUGGACUACAACUCCCAGAGCUCAGGGAUGGUGGGAGUUGUAGUCCAACAACAUCUGGGGACCCACAGGUUGAGAACCGCUGCUCUAGGCGUUGAGGGACUCUGAUUCCCAGCAGCCAGCAAGGCCAGCAGUUGUGAGUGAAGUCAGGGAGCUGAAGGGCUGGAGAUGUUCCCUGCCCCCGUGCUGGAAGGUCCCAGGCCAGCAGUCACAACUGGCAGCAGAGCAAAAGCUAGAAGCCCCACAGCCCAGGGAGUCAGCCUCCAAGAUCCUGGGGGGCAAAGGAGAGAGGAGAGCUGCUUGCCGCCCUUCCAUGCCUCUCCAGGUUGCCCUUCCCCACCUCUGGACCUCCCCAGGCCCUUGCUGCAGAUGGAUGCUAGGUGGACCAUUCAGGCCAGCUCCACACAGCCGGCCUCCUACUUUAGGAGCAAUGCCAGGGGAGCUAUGGGGUCCAACCCCCCAGGUGGAAAGGACAGUAGCUGCUUGGAGAGGAGUAAAAGCAACAGAGCGCUGGAUGGAUUUAGAGAAGUGGGAGAGGAUAUUUUAUUUGGCAGUUAUACUUCCAAAUAUCUAUUUCAGCAGGGUGAAAAGUCACCAUCCUUAUUUCUAGAAGCUAUAAGGACAAAGGCUGCAUAACAUUCCAGAAUAAUUGUGAUAUCCAAGGAUUCUUAGGUAACUUGGAUUAUUUUCUCCCAUUAUGUUUCCCACUGAACAAAGACAUCGCUCUCAGAUUGUCUAGCAAACAAGAAAAAUGCAAGGUUUACUCACAUCAAACGUCUUGCCAGGUUUCAGCAGAUACAGUGGUAUAAAGACAGGCAAUAAUCCGGAAAUGUUACAAAUAUCCAGUUCAAAAUGGAGAUUUUCUCUCUGGAGGACAGCAGAGAAACGUCUUCCCCCAUUGCAAUUAGGAAAAAGAGCGAAUAGUGACAGGAAGAAGUAGAGCAGGUUUCCUCAAACUCGGCGCUCCAGAUGUUUUGAGACUACAAUUCUCAUCAUCCCUGACCAUUGGUCCUGGUAGCUAGGGAUCAUGGGAAUUGUAGUCUCAAAACAUCUGGAGGGCCGAGCUUGAGGAAGCCUGGUUUAGAGGCUAGGACAUCAAAGAGUCCCCGUUUGUGAUUUGGGCUGCAGAUUCUCCCACACAGGUGUGGAGAGUAGCGGCUGCAAGUGGGGACAGAGGCCCCUGGGGGUCACACUGAGCACCAGGUUAUCUCUCGUUCUAGCAAAGAGGCAGCUGCCAAGGAAAGAGGCAGCUGCCAAGGAGGAGGCAGGAGGUAAGAGAGAGAAAAGAGGUUGAAAGCAGCAAGACCGAAGCUGCCUCAUACUGAGUCAGGUCUCUGGUGCAUCAAGCUCAGUCUCGCCUGCAGAUGUUGAAAAUUGAAUACCUGGGGCACUCCGAGUGCAAGGCACACCCUCUACCCACUGAGUCACGGCCCUGGUUGUGCCAGGCAUGAAGGGCAAAGAGGCAGCUGCCCCAAGCGCUGGGUGCAAAAGGGCUCAUAGCCCAGAGGCCAUUCUGGGCCGCCGCCAAGGGUGCUGCGCAUUCACCACACCUGCCGUCUCCCCUUCCCUCCCUCCCUCCCUCUUGGGCCUUCAUCUUCUUCCCCAGGACUCUUGCUGGCACUCGCCUGACCCCUCCAAUUCUCCUCUGGAAGAGGCUUGAGGGCAGGAAGGGACACUGGCAAAGCCCUCCUGCACGGCUGGGCAUGGCUCUGGCAGCUGCCAGUCACACGGCAGAGGAAACAGGGAGCAGAAGCAGGGGCAGUGUCUGUAAAGUGCCCCCCCCGUCCUCCGCGGGACCACAACAUCCCACCCUAAAGGCUGAGGGGGCAGGGAGGAGAGUUGCCUGUUGGAAGAAUUGGGGGGGGGGACACCAGCUGUUGUUGUGGCAUUUCAGGGCUGCUUGCUGGAGCCCACCAGAGAGGCUUGUGCCCAGGCAGGUGCCCACUGGUGGUGAUGGGGUUGGAAGGGGAGGGCAACCACCAGGAGCUUUUCUGCCAAGAACCCCUUUUAGCCUCCACUGGGAGUUCAAGGGGGCUCCCCACUCACAGACACCUGCCCACCUGUUUCAAAUACCCAGCCAAGGUUGCCCCAAGCGGGUGCCCCCUUCCCUGGGUAAAGGCCGCUCUCUGACCUCCCUGAGAGGCAGUGAAGCAGACAGCUGUUCUCCUGGGCAGGCCAAAGAGGCGGCUGUGGGAGGCUGCCACCCCCUCACCUCUUCCCCUGCCAGCCCCACUGAGGGAGAGGGGCUCAUGUCAGAGCUCAGAGCAGAGCCCACACCACUUCCCAAGCACGGAGGGGGCGUUUAUUUUUUAUUUUAGAGCUAGAUUUGUAUCCCACCCAAUCCCCAAAUAAACCACUAGAACAAAACAGCCAAUGGAAUGCAAAAACGUGGUCUGUUGGGGUGAAAUGUCUCCACAGCAGCAGGAAUGCAGGCGUUAAAAUCCACGUUGGCCGAAGCAAACCUGCCCGUCCUCUGGGCCUCUUUCCUUGGGGGCACAGCAGAUGGCACCGGACCUGCCCUUUGCCCACUGGUUGGCACAGGAGACACUCUGGUCCUCCUGGGCAUGGGUGGGUGAGAGGGGCAGCAUAGGGGCAGGCAAAGGGAGCCCCUUCUUAUGCUGAUCAGGGCUGCUCCAGCCCCGCAGCAAGUUGGCAUCUCACCAGGGGCAGCAGCAGCAGCAGCCCCCUGCCCUUGGGUGUAGGAGGGGGUCGCUGUGUGGGUUGCCCUCCCAGGGGGGAGGGGGCUGGGGUAACGUCUGCUGGAGCUGCUGCCUCUUCCCCACCUGCAAACUGGAAGAAGGAGCCCCUUCCUUCAGAAUGGCUCCCUUGGCACAACAAGGGCUUCUUCGGGUACAGGAAGAUCAUGCUGGAGAGAAGCAUGGAGGUGGUCCCUUUCUCUUGGGGGGGCGGGGAGUGCAAUGAAGGCUGGCAUCCUGCACAGAGGGCAAGGGAACCACAGACUAGGGUCACAGAGGGGACUGGCAGGCAGAUCAGCCCCUCGCCUUCCCAUAGCCCCCCCUCCUUCAGCCAUAUCACUUCACAUGGUGGUGGUGGUGGAGGGGUUAACUGGCCUGUCUGGGCGAGAGGGGGAAUGGGUUGAGGGAAGGGGCAGAGGCAGGAAUGCAGGUCAGGGCUUGAUCCCGACAUGCUGGGCCAGCCUGGUGCCUUCCAGAUGUUUUGAACUACAAUUCCCAACAGCCCCUGUGGUCCAAAAUGUCUGGGGAAGGGGAGUAGUAAUCGCCCUUUAAAUAAUGCUGUUUCCAGUCUGAGCAAAAGACAUGUCAGAAUCCAAAUAUUUGCAGGAUUCCAACCUGGCAACAGAAAGGCCCACAUUUAUUCCUUCUGGGAGGAGCAGCUGCGCCGCCGUUUCAGGAAGGAGGUUGUGAUCCAGCACUCGCCAGCUAAAGAAAUCUUAACACGUCAAUUAAAUCAAAUGGCUUCCAGCUGAUUUAUGCAUUCAAAUGCACCCCUUUCCCUGCAAGGAGAAAGGCAACUCUCAAGGGUGGCUCAGCCUCCUGCCUUCUGUUAGGUCAUUUCUCCUCCUCCAAGAGGGCCUCCCCUUUCUCUCUCACGCACCUCAAACAGCUCCUUUACCACGGAGCCGCCUGUCAACUGCAGUUUUUAUAAGCUACUUGUAUUUUGAUUUUUUUAUUUAAAAUAAAUCUGCUGCCAAAGUAAUUGGGGGCACCCACUGUAUUAAA
Molecule: messenger RNA, 7687 nt
Organism: Podarcis muralis (Common wall lizard)
Lineage: Eukaryota; Metazoa; Chordata; Lepidosauria; Squamata; Lacertidae
Source: RefSeq, a predicted model, not a curated record